This is a messenger RNA of Lactuca virosa, 2479 nucleotides long. The record is from the annotation of a GenBank genome assembly. Lineage: Eukaryota; Viridiplantae; Streptophyta; Magnoliopsida; Asterales; Asteraceae.
UUCCAAUUUCCAACAUCUGACCUCCUCCGGUCCUCCCGCCAAAAUCAAACGAAAAAGUUGAAGGAGACGGCGAUAGAAAACCCUCGAAUCCCAUUAGUUUAUCUAGAUUUAUCGCACUGACAGAGAGACGAUGACAAUGAUGAGCUCCGGGAAGCAAAUAUCUAGUAAUGGAGGCGAAAUCUCACAAAGUUUGGCUAAAUAUUUCCCUCAAAUCGACUAUAAACAUGCCGAUGGGAAGAACAAGAUGCAACUCACGAAGACGCUUUACGAACAAUUUUUCUCCACUGCUGACGGAUUAGACUUCAUCUCUCAGGUAAAGAAAGAAGACAUCUUGUUCAUUUUGCCACUUGAUUUCCAACAUUUCCGGAAGGUAUGUAUGCUUGAAGAAUUCUACGAUGCUUUAGAAAGAAACCCCAAAGAAGCUCUUCUAUGCAUGAGUGCAGCAGUACACACGACCCUUCACUCCAAAUCAAACGAUGAAGAGUUGGAUGAACAUGCAAAGGUAAACAUCCGCCUACACAAUCACCCUGACUCCAUGAUUGCUUUAAAGAACCUGAAAGCAGCUUACAUUGAAAGACUUGUUUCUGUUCGUGGCACUGUAGUAAAAGUUAGCACUGUGAAGCCAUUAGUGAUACAAAUGAGUUUCACAUGUUCCAAAUGUGGGACCACCAUUGCACGUGACUUCCCAGAUGGGAAAUUCUCACCUCCUUCAAGCUGUGGAACACACGGAUGCAAAAGCAGAAUUUUUAAUCCAAUUAGGUCUAGUGCAAUACCAAUAGACUUCCAGAAAAUAAGAAUUCAAGAGCUGUUGAAAUCUGAACAUCAUGAAGAAGGUCGUGUGCCUAGAACAGUGGAAUGUGAAUUGGUUGAAGAUCUUGUGGACCUGUGUAUCCCUGGAGAUGUUGUCACUGUGACUGGUAUUAUAAGGGUGAUUAAUAAUUACAUGGAUAUAGGAGGAGGAAAAUCAAAAGGGAGGAAUCAAGGGUUAUAUUACUUGUAUCUAGAAGGAGUAUCAGUUAAAAACUCAAAGUCACAAUCUGAAGAAACAGAAGCAGUGGCUAAAGCUACAGACUUGUUGGAUUUAUAUUCUUUCAGUCAGAGGGAUUUGGAAUUUGUUUGUAAAUUUUCUUUAGAGCAUGGUUCAGAUGUGUUUCGUCAAAUACUUCAAUCAAUUUGCCCCUCCAUCUAUGGACAUGAACUUGUUAAAGCUGGAAUUACAUUGGCAUUGUUUGGAGGUGUAAGAAAGAAUUCAAUGGAUCAGAAUAAGGUUCCUGUUAGAGGAGACAUUCAUGUCAUAAUUGUUGGUGACCCUGGACUAGGGAAAAGUCAACUCCUGCAAGCAGCAGCUUCAGUUUCACCACGUGGUAUUUAUGUUUGUGGGAAUGCCACAACAAAUGCUGGCCUCACUGUUGCUGUGGUCAAAGAUUCAAUGACUGGUGAUUAUGCUUUUGAAGCUGGUGCAAUGGUACUUGCAGACAGGGGAUUGUGUUGUAUUGAUGAAUUUGAUAAAAUGACAGCAGAACACCAAGCUUUAUUGGAAGCAAUGGAGCAACAAUGUGUCUCUGUUGCAAAAGCAGGACUUGUAGCAAGUUUAUCAGCUCAAACAACUGUUUUAGCAGCAGCAAAUCCAGUUGGUGGACAUUACAACCGUGCGAAAACAGUGAACGAGAACUUGAAAAUUAAUUCCGCUUUGCUGUCACGAUUUGAUUUGGUCUUCAUUUUGCUUGAUAAACCCGAUGAGUUACAUGACAAACGAGUUUCUGAACACAUCAUGUCUUUGCAUGUAGGGAAUGGUGAUCAUUCACAAACUGUGAACAAACUUACAAAUGUAGUAGCAUCUCAAAGUGUUGGUGAAAAAAGUGGUUCAUUAGUCUCGAGACUGAGACUUGAUCCGGGAAAAGAUAUUGAUUUUGUUCCAUUACCCAGUCCUCUUCUCCGUAAAUACAUCGCUUAUGCAAGAACUUAUGUCUUUCCAAGGAUGUCAAAACCGGCAGCUAAAAUUUUACAACAGUUUUAUUUAAAACUAAGAGACCGUAACACGUCUGCUGAUGGGACGCCGAUUACAGCGAGACAGUUGGAAAGUUUAGUACGGUUGGCGCAAGCACGCGCUAGGGUUGAAUUGCGAGAAGAAAUAACCGUUGAAGAUGCUCUGGAUGUUGUUGAAAUAAUGAAGGAGUCAUUGUAUGAUAAGUAUGUUGAUGAGCAUGGGCAUGUGGAUUUCACUAGGAGUGGUGGGAUGAGUCGUCAGAAAGUAACCAAGAGAUUUUUGAGUGAAUUGAAUAAGCAAUCGGAGUUGGAACAAAAAGACUGCUUUCAUAUCUCAGAAAUUAGAAAGAUGGGUAAGAAGAUUGGGGUAGGAGAUUCAGACAUUGAGAUAUUGGUGGAGAAUUUAAACACAGCUGGAUGUCUGAUACUUAAGGGUUCACAAACAUAUCAGCUGCAAUCAUCAUCUUAUUCCCGAAGUCAAUUGUCAAGAUGA